Molecule: messenger RNA, 423 nt
Organism: Penicillium cataractarum
Lineage: Eukaryota; Fungi; Ascomycota; Eurotiomycetes; Eurotiales; Aspergillaceae
Product: 60S ribosomal protein uL14
Exons: 4
Coding region: 1-423 (140 amino acids)
Biological process (GO): translation
Cellular component (GO): cytosolic large ribosomal subunit; ribosome
Molecular function (GO): structural constituent of ribosome; large ribosomal subunit rRNA binding
Source: RefSeq, a predicted model, not a curated record
AUGUCUAAGAGAGGUCGUGGCGGUGCCGCCGGCAACAAGCUGAAGAUGACCCUCGGUCUGCCUGUCGGCGCCGUGAUGAACUGCUGCGACAACUCCGGUGCUCGCAACCUGUACAUCAUUGCCGUCUGCGGUAUUGGUGCCCGCCUGAACCGUCUCCCCGCUGCCGGUGUCGGUGACAUGGUCAUGGCCACCGUCAAGAAGGGAAAGCCCGAGCUCCGCAAGAAGGUCAUGCCCGCCGUUGUCGUCCGCCAGUCCAAGCCCUGGCGCCGGGCUGACGGUAUCUACCUGUACUUCGAGGACAACGCUGGUGUUAUCGUCAACGCCAAGGGUGAGAUGAAGGGAUCUGCCAUCACCGGUCCUGUCGGUAAGGAGGCUGCUGAGCUUUGGCCCCGUAUUGCCUCCAACUCCGGUGUCGUCAUGUAA